AUGGCGAACCCGUUCGCCCCGGCGGGGGGCUCUCCGUUUGGCGCGGCGCAGCCGGCGUCCCCUUUCGGCGCCACGUCCGCCUUCGGCGCGUCCGCAACUCCCGCCAGUCCGUUCGGCCAGGCGGGCACAUCACUCUUUGGCGGAGGGGCGGCAACAGGAAGCGUGUUCGGCGCGACUUCUGCGCCCGCCUUCGGCGCGACGUCCGCGCCUGCUUUCGGCGCAGCGGCGUCGACUCCAGCGUUUGGGUCCACGGCUUCACCUUUUGGCGGCGGCUCGUCGCUGUUCGGGCAGCAGCAGAAGCCAGCAGCGUUCGGCACGUUUGGGCAAACCCAGGCCAGUCCCUUCGGAGCGCCCGCUUUCGGCCAGCAGUCCCAGCCGGCGUUUGGAGCAGGCGGGGCGUUCGGCUCCACCGCCACAACGCCUACCUUCGGCGCCGCCACUGGCGCCGCGCCCGCGUUCGGCGCCGCCGCUCCCGCCUUCGGCGCGUCCGCGCCCGCGUUUGGCGCGACCGCGACGACGCCCGCGUUCGGCGCGGCGAGCGCGCCAGCGUUCGGGGCGACGGGGGGGCUGUUCGGGACGACGGGCACGUCCGCGUUCGGCGCUGCGUCCGCGCCUGCUUUCGGCAGCCUCUCGCCGCCCAGCUUCGGAGCAUCAGCGCCUGCGUUCGGAGCAACCACGUUCGGGGCCACACCCUUCGGAGCAGCAGCAGCUGCAGGCACAGGCAGCAGAAACCCCGCCUACACGCCCACCAACGACACAGAAACCGGCACAGCGGGCCAGCUUGGCAAAUUCAUCUCCAUAUCAGCCAUGCCUGCCUACAAAAACAAGAGCCCAGAGGAGCUUCGCUGGGAGGAUUACCAGCGGGGAGACAAGGGCGGGCCGGCGCCAGCACAGGCAGGCGGAGGGCUAUUCGGCCAGCCAGCAGCAGCAGCGGCGUCUCUGUUUGGUGCCGCUGCUGCUGCCCCGGCGUUUGGCUCCACAGCUGCGAACCCGUUUGGCCAGGCGUCCACUCCGAGCCUGUUCGGCUCGGCGGCUCCGGCGUUUGGUGCGGCCGCGCCUGGCGCCACGCCCGCGUUCGGCGCGUCAACUUCCCCGUCCCUCUUCGGCUCGUCAACCCCGGCCUUCGGCGCUGCAUCCUCCCCGGCCUUCGGAGCCACAGGAGGGUCUCUUUUUGGCGCCACUGCGAGCAGCCCGUUCGGAGCAGCAGCAUCAACCCCGUCGCUCUUCGGCUCGCCUGCUGCUGCCACCGCCUCCCCCUUUGGCGCGUCCACCGGCGCGUCUCUUUUCGGAGGGACCUCGCCUUUGGGGCAAGCAGGCGCGGCGGGACAGCCUGGAGCUUCACUCUUCGGUGCCUCUUCUCCUGCCUUUGGUGCCAGCGCGUUUGGGACUCCUGGUGCUGCUGCUGCUACUCCGGCUUUUGGUGCCACGCCGUCACUCUUUGGGACCGGAGCAGCAACGGGAGGAGGGCUGUUUGGGAGUUCCACGCCUGCUGCGGGCUCGACUGGGCUUGGGUUCGGGUUUGGCACGGCCGGAGCUGCUGGUUCGGCGCCAGGGUUUGGUGCGGCAGGGGGGAGCCUGUUUGGAGGGGCGGCAGGAGCGGGCGGCACGACUGGGGCGGGGUUGUUUGGCGCAUCCACUGGUUCGGCGUUUGGGUUUGGAGGAGCGUUCCAGACCAAGCCGGCUGGACUCACUCAGUCCUCGGCGUUCCCCUCGUUUGGAGGGCUGGGAGCAUCGGCGACCACGCCUGGCUUUGGAGCAUCGCAGCCAUCCUUCGGUGGUGGGCUCUUCGGCUCCACUCCUCAGCUGGGCUCCUCUCCAUUCGGCGCCUCCCUUGGAGCGACCGCCACGGGAGGCCUGUUCGGUCAGUCGCAGCAGCAGCAACAGCAGCAACAAAUGCAGCUUCAGCAGCAACAGCAGCAGCAGCUACUGCAGCAGCUGCAGCAGUCGGGGCUGCUCCAGUCGCCCUUCGGUGUGCUGCCUGCCAUGCCCAACUUCGGCCUUGGUGGUUCUGCCGGGGGAGUCAGAGCCAGCACGGAGCUUGGCAUUUCCAGCAUGCCUGCCUCGGACCGCUAUGCUUCAGGCACGCGCGUCUCCUCCAUCCUCACGCCGCGCCGCAUCACCCCGCGCACCCGUGCGCGCAUGCACCACCCCGCCACGCGCCACUUCCACCCCGGCCGCGACACUGCCCGCGUGCCAUUCUUCUUCUCCUCUCCCUCCGACCACGACGACAUCUCCCCUGCAGUGCCGCGCGCCGACGCCCUCUUUGUCCCCCGUGACAACCCCCGCGCCCUCUUCAUCCGCCACCCUGUCGCCCCUGCUGCUGACACCGCUGCUGCUGGUGCUGCUGGUGGCGCUGACGCGGGCCCGAAUGGAAAGAGCCCUGCUGCUGCUGCUGGAGGGACGCCGGGCAAGUCAGGGUCUCCUCAGGGAUCAGACUACCAGUCGCCUCCUUCAGGGGUCUCUCCCAGGGAUGCCUUGUAUGCUCCUUCCGCUCCUCCCUACGAUUCCUCCGAGCUGAACGGCAAUGGGGGCUCGCAGUCCCCCAGGAGCCCCUCUGCUGCCCGCGCUGGCGCCACAGGCGGAGGGUUUGGGUCCGCCAUGCCGUCCCCCACUCUCUCCCCCGCCUGGAACGGCUCCUUCUCUCCGCCCUCCCCCUCUCGCCCCACCGGCACCGGUGCGAAAGGUCCCGGGAUCGAAUCCCAGCUGCCGCGAUUAAAAUCCGCGGAUUAUUUCACCGAGCCGUCGCUGUCUGCUCUAGCUGCCCUGGAGCGCUCGCUCCCAGGGUCGCUGGCGCGCGUGCGGGACUUCGUGGUGGGGCGGAAGGGGUUUGGGAGCGUGCGGUUUCUGGGGGAGACGGACGUGAGGGGGCUGGAUGUGGAGGGGAUAGUGCAGUUUCACAAGUGCGAGAUUCUGGUGUAUAUGGAUGAAGAGAGCAAGCCGCCGGUGGGGGAGGAGCUGAAUAAGCCUGCGGAGGUGACGCUGCUGCAGGUGGUGUGCGUCGAUAAGAAGACCGGCAAGGCGGUGACGGAGGGGCCGGAGGUGGAGCGGUUUGAGCGCAAGCUGAGGCGCAAGACAGCAGAGCAGGACGCGGAGUUCCUCUCUUUCAACGCCGCCAAGGGCGAGUGGCGCUUCAAGGUGCAACACUUCAGCCGGUACGGCCUGGAGGACUCAGAUGAGGAUGAUGAGGAGGAGGAGGAUAGGGGAAGGGGGAGAGGAGAAGGCGAGGAGGAUGGGAGAGAGGAUGAUGGGGAGUUGGGAGAGGAGGAGUAUGAGACUGACGAGGGUCUGAGUGGCGAUGGUGAUGCUGAUGGUGAUGCUGCUGAUGAUGGUAAUGGUGAUGGUGGUGGUCGUGGGAGGGUGUCAGUGCCACCUGGCGGCGUGUCACUGGACCGGGCGCUGCCAGCUCAGCUGGGGAUCGACCCAAUCAGGCUGCAGCAGAUGCGCCAGGUCAUGUUCGGCCGCAGUGCCACUGAGGAAGAUAAUGAUGGGGACGGCGAGGGGUACAAUGCUGGAUUUAGGGGUAACAGGAGGGCAGGCGGGCGGGUAGCACAGAAGCCGGCCUCCUUCCUAGCAGGCAGCAGGAGAGGCGUCCGGGUUUUCCCAGAGUUCGAGGCAGGUGCACCAGGCGUUGGAGCAGCAGGAGCAGGAGGAGCAGGAGCAGGAGGGGCGAGUGCUGUGCUUGUCUCAGGGCUGCAAGGCCGAGUGCAUGCGCAUGUGCACCCUGCGGCUGCUGACGCCCUUGUUGCUGCCCGGGCGAAGGCUGGGCAGGGGCGGGUUGUAUCUGGGGUGGGUGUAUCUGAGCGGCAGCUGCAGCACGAGCAGGCGGUUUGGCAGCUUGUGGACGUGCUGUUCUCUGAUUGGCAGGGCAAGAGGCGCAGUGACGUCAUGCAGGGGUCUGGAGGGGUGGAGAUGGGUGGAGGGGUUGAGGGAGAUGCUGGUGAAAAGGCAGGUGAUGGUUCAGGUGGGAAGUCAGGUGAUGGGUCGAUGGAGGAGGAGAGGGAUGGGGAGGUGGAGGAUGGGUAUGGGGAGAUGGAGGGGAUGAGUGGGGGUGGGCAGAGGAGUGGGAUGGAGCAAGGGGAAAGGGGGAAAGGAGUGCGGGAGGAAGCAGCCCUGAACAGGCGUCUGUUUGCAGAUGAUGAUGGGGAAGAGGAGGAGGAGGAGACUCAAAGAGGUGCCGCUGCUGGUGCAACUGGUGCAAAUAAACAGCCACAGUGGAUUGGGGGGCCAGAAACCGCGGAGGAGGAAGAGAAGAGGAAUGAGCAGGAGGAGGAGGAGGGAGGAAUGACCGAGGAAGAGGAGGAGGUGGAGGAUGAAGAGAGGGGUGAUGAGGAUGAGGAGGAGGCAGGGGAGGAGGAGCAGGAGGAGUACGAUGAGGAGACAAUGGAAAUGUUCCGCAGAGCAGAGUUCAGCGCAUGGUUGCAGGCCGUGGUGGCACCCGCAAUCGUGCAUGAACUCAACUUCCUCGCUGCCACCGCUGCAAACCCUAGCACCGCACCCAACCCUCUCACUGCCACCAGCACCAGCACCUUCACGAGCAACACAGCCACCACCAGCGCUGCUACUACUACCACUAAUCCUGCUGAAGCUGCCGCUGCUGCGCUGCCUCUGCGAGUGGCCUUUACCGCGCUCACAGGAAUGCAGGUGGAGACGGCAGUGGGUGCAGCUGCUCUCACAGGGGACGUACGUCUUGCCGCCCUGCUCUCCCUCGCCCACUCCGCCCCCCCUGCCACGCGCGCCGAUGCCGCCCGCCAGCUGGCGCUCUGGGAGAGGCUGGCCGGCGGGAAGGGAGAUAGGGAUGGGGGUUUGGGGGAAGGGGCGGUUUCGUUGCAGGAGUUGGCGGAAGGGGCGUUGGUGAGUGUGGAGAGGCUAAGGCUGCUGCGGCUAGUGGCUGGGGAUGUGACUGGGGCGCUGGAGGGUCGGCCCCUGGACUGGAAGAGGCACCUCGGGCUGCUCAUGUGGUUCGGCAUGCCCCCGGCCGAACCUCUAGGCUCGGUGAUUGGGGAGUUUAGGAAGAGAGUGAGGGUUGGGAGGGUGCCGAGGGCGAUUCCGUGGUAUGAGGAGACGAUUGGGGUGGAGGGGGGGGAGAGGGCGGAGUGGGAGCGGAUUAGGGGAGGGAUGGGGGGAGGCGAGGGGAAGGGGAAGGUGAAGGGGAAGGGAGAGGGAGAGGAAGAGGUGGAGAAGGGAGGAGAGGAAGAUGUGCUGUAUGGGUUGUUGGUUGUGCACUUGAAAGAGGAGAUGGGGAAAGGGAAGGUGGAGACUGGUGAUGCUGGUGAUGGUGAUGACGUGGCGGUUGAUGUGGCAGCGAUGCUGAGGUGGCGAUCAUGGACCCGUGAUGCGCUGGACUGCCAUCUGACGUGGCAUCUUCAGAGUGUGCUGCAGGCCAUAGGAGCGCUGCAGGCCAAUGAGGUGCUGCCAGCUGUGCACAUGGACUACGUGGCGCAGCUGCUAGCAGCCAACCAGCCCCACUGGGCGCUCUACUGCCUGCAGCACGUCCCGCCUUCCCGGAAGCUUCCGCGGUGGGCCCUGGAGCGCGCGUUCAGGGAGGUGCUGGCGGUGUCGUGCCCGGUGUGGGCGGCGAGUGAGGAGCAGCAGAGCUUUAUCGAGGGCCAGCUGUUGGUGCCGCGUUCUUGGAUGUGUGCUGCUCUGGCGGUGCACCACCGCUACGAGGGCCGGCGCAACGACGAGCUGCAGUGCCUGUUGGGAAGCUUCCAGUGGGACCGUGCCCACCGCCUCUUUAUGUCCCACCUCGCUGCUGCGUGGAUUCUCUCAGAGCGGUGGGCGGAGGUGCAGCAGCUGAUGGAGGGGCUGGAGACGCAUGGGGAGGCCAUUUACGGUUGGAAAGAGGGCGGGCGGCUGCUUUUGGACUACAUGCACCUUUCUGCCGCCCUGGAAGGACAAGCGAUUCUCCCGACCGAAGAGCUAACGGUGUCAGUGGCUGACGGGGCGGAGGCACUGUCGGAGUUCUCCCAGCGCACGGCUCAGUCUCUCCGCACCUUCCCCCACGAUGCCGCUCGCCUGCGCAUGGUGUAUGCUCGCAUGCUCGACUCGCUCUCUCGCUCCUUCCUCACCCACACUGCAGCAGCCACAGCUGCUGCAAAUGAUGGUGAAGCAGCAGCAGCCGCCUCUGCUGCUCCCCUAGAUGCAGCCCUAGCUACCUCUGCCCUCCCUGCCCUCCCUCGGGAUUCCCGUCUCACUUUCACGCGCGAGGCGGCGUCAGAGCUCGCCAGCUGGCUUGCUGAGGUGGCACCGGUGCAGUAG
Molecule: messenger RNA, 6258 nt
Organism: Closterium sp. NIES-65
Lineage: Eukaryota; Viridiplantae; Streptophyta; Zygnematophyceae; Desmidiales; Closteriaceae
Source: the annotation of a GenBank genome assembly